AUGGCAAACCAUUUGUUUUCGCUGCCUCCUGGCCAAGAAUCAUCUCCCCAUCACCGCCGUCAAUCAUCGCUUGAAGAAAUUCUUGAUUUUACCGCCCCUUGCAUUUCUGCUGCCGAACAAUCACAAGCUCAAACAGUCAUAAACACUCUUAUCAAUCACUGUGAGGCGUUGCAGAGCAGCACGCCGUACAAGAAGGUCACACUAGUCCGCCUGACAUACGAGGAAUGCCGCUCAGUUGAUCUGUUUCUUCGGCAGAUUUUUACCUAUUUUGAUGGCUUGUAUUGCUCUAGUGAUGAUACUGCAAUACAGCCAUGCUUCGUACGAGGACUGGCUAGAUAUGAUGGAUUCAGCUCCCAGUCUCCGGAAACUCAGAAGCGGGAGGCAGAGAGUGCUAUGAACUCCUUUGCAGAAUAUUUAUUUGACAACUUCUUCCUUCCAAUGAGAGCAGCAGGAUCAAAAACACCUCAGGCAUCCGCAGCAAGUCUAUCAGCUCCUGCAAUUGAUCAUGUCGUCGGGACACCCGCACGCUUGUCAACUCUGCGGCGCGAUUGCCUCAUACGUGACCACCACCGGUGCGUAGUCACACAACAAUUCGACGUGACAGAAGCCAUAAAUCGAGGGAAGCGUGAUCCUGAACCGAAGGAUGACGAAAAUCUCCCGCUGGCUGGUCCAUUUACACGAAUUGAGGUUGCUCAUAUUAUACCACAUUCAAUAAUGUCGUCAAAAACCACGAAUGAGUUGAGCACUGCUAAGAAAACCGCUCUUUCAAUAUUAAACAUGUUUGAUCGCGGGAUAAUUCAUCAAAUUGAAGGCACGGGUAUUGAUCGUCCAAGUAAUGCUAUCAGCCUUGCGGCUGAACUGCAUACCCUCUUCGGCAUGUUUCAACUAACAUUUGAACCCGUUGAUCUCACAACCUCCACUCCCCAUACGUACAUAAUAACUUCAUCAAACAACCUGAUGCGGAGCUCCUUCAACUUCCCGAUAACGCGGACUCUACUCCUCUCACCGGGCCACACGAUUGGCCCGCCAUCUGCUAAGCUACUGGCACUUCAUCGCGCUAUUGCUCAUAUAUUGGAACGCAGCGCUGCAGGGACAUAUAUUGAACGCAUUAUCCAAGACAUGGAAGAGGUAUGGGUUCGGAGUGAUGGCUCAGCAGAGCUAGGAAAGAUUGUUGGGUUGAAGCUAGGGGGAUGGUUAGAUAGUGCUGCCUAG
Messenger RNA from Microsporum canis CBS 113480, 1212 nucleotides. RefSeq lists its product as hypothetical. The record is from RefSeq and is a predicted model, not a curated record. The transcript is spliced from 3 exons. The coding region runs from base 1 to 1212 and encodes 403 amino acids. Lineage: Eukaryota; Fungi; Ascomycota; Eurotiomycetes; Onygenales; Arthrodermataceae.